AUGGGAACCCGCGGUUACUACGUGCUUCGCUAUCGGAACUUUUAUUUCGCCAAAUACAACCACCAUGAUAGUUAUCCGGAAGGGUUCGGUCUAGAGGUGCUUCGGGCUAUACGACAGUCUAAUGCCCUUGCAACCCAGCGGCAGAUGUUGGGAGAGAUGCUGGACAAGUUAGAAAGCACUUCGGAAUCAAUAUCAGACGAUUCAAAUCCCAUCGACGGGACCCCCUCUCGGCGGCGACCAAUCAAUGAUAUCAUGAUCGAGUGGAUCUACGAGGUCGACCUUGAUCACAACAUCUUCCAUAUAAACGGGAUGCCUUUUUUCUCCUUGGAAUGCCUUCCAGAUGAUGACGAUUUUCUCGAAUACAUCUCCGAAGAUCAUUACGGCUACUUAGCUUGCGCAUCAGAGUGCCCCCCUGAGCACAAGUACAAGAAGUCAGGCCCGCCGGUUGUCGAUAAUUCAGACCUCGCGACGUACCAAUCUUUCAUGUGCACAGGAUCUCACAUGGCUUUGAGCAACCUGCUCGCCAUCAGUGACGUCUUGUCUCCUGACGAGCACGUUCGGGUCUCAUUGUUGGAGGUCAUGAUUGGGACGUGCAUGGUUCGCAUGGGCGAGAUGAUCUACGAGUUCGAGAUCGAAGCAUUCAAUCACAGUCAACUCACAGACUCGGAAUGGUCACUUGCAUGCUUCAUAGCCAGCAUCGCGUUUGUUCCCCAGAUAUUCAACAAGGCUCCAAUCGGGGAGUGGUACCCCGAGCUGAGUAGGGAGGAGUUCACAUGGGUUCGCGAAGACACUGUCAUUCACAUCGCAACACAUCUAGAUGACGAGCGGUGCCUGCAGGCUUCCAUGACACGCCUGAUCAAGGCGAUCUUAGAGCAGAAGGAUAAUCCUGGUGAUUACUUUGGGGUCGCGUUUUCCGUUUACCAUUGUGCAAUCAUCAAAGUAGUCAAAGAUGCACACACAACGACGUUCAGUCAUACGGACGCCCUCCAAUUCCUACCAUCAUUCUUCGCAGAUUCUCCUUCUACUCCAGGCAUCACUGCUCUCGCCCGUCUCGCCUAUCGCGCCGACCCCGCACUCUUUGUACGUGCUUUGAAGGUUUGCCAUUACAAGUGGCGCAUUGGUCAGGGUGACACGCUCGUUCAAGGAGCUGAUAAUGCGCCACCUAACAUCAACUGUCCAUCACUGCCUCUUGAACUUUGGCAAGAGAUCGCUCUUCAUCUCCAUCUCUCCGACCUCCUCACCUUCGGGUUGGUUUCAAAGCUAUGCCGUGAAGCAGCCUCAAUGGUACUUCGCUAUCCCCACAUCUGUGGUUAUCGCCUUGUUGCUAUUCCCAAAGAGAAACUUCCGGAUAGCCACCUCUCUCUACGUGCUGCGGCUUUUUCUGCCGUGCGAUCCAGCGCUCCUGCUGACGUGCUUGUCGGGAUUGGGGAUACACCGGAGGAUGUUGUGAAGAUGCCGCUUAAAGUCGGAGGUUACUUGAUGGGUGUGGACUUUACAGUCGUGACGUCAGGCGGUAUCUCGGACUUUACACGAAAGAAACUUCGUUGGCUAUAG
Molecule: messenger RNA, 1554 nt
Organism: Suillus paluster
Lineage: Eukaryota; Fungi; Basidiomycota; Agaricomycetes; Boletales; Suillaceae
Exons: 1
Coding region: 1-1554 (517 amino acids)
Molecular function (GO): protein binding
Source: RefSeq, a predicted model, not a curated record